AUGUCAUUGGAUCCAAGUGGAUUUUUAAGACCAAGUUCAAAGAGGAUGGAUCUCUUGAACGAUACAAAGCUCGUCUUGUUGCCCCAAGGAUAUACACAAGUUGAAGGUUUGGAUUAUGCUGAAACGUUUAGUCCAGUUAUAAAGCCUACAACCAUUCGUCUAGUACUAGCCUUGGCUGUAACCUCGAAAUGGCCUCUCAAACAAUUAGAUGUCAAAAAUGCUUUUUUACAUGGUUACCUUAAGGAGGUUGUCUACAUCUCCCAACCACCAGGAUUCCAAGAUGACAAAGUCCCUCAUUUUGUGUGCAAACUCAAUCGUUCUCUCUAUGGCUUAAAGCAAGCACCAAGAGCGUGGAAGAUGGAAGCUUCAAUCAGUGCAACACCUAUGGCUCUUGCUCCCCCAAGUUCACCUAACGACGAUGAACCUGUGGAUACCACCUCUUAUCGUAGUAUAGUAGGAUCCCUUCAAUACUUAUCUCUCACACGUCCAGACAUUAUUCAAGCAGUGAAUAAAAUUUACCAACAUUUCCAAAGUCCUACUGUCAAAGACCUCAAAGAAGUCAAGCGAAUUCUACGCUACUUGGUUGGAACUACACACCUUGGAAUCACCAUUUACAAAAACCACACUCUCAACCUCUAUGCUUUUUGUGAUACGGAUUGGGGUGGGUGUCCAGUUACUCGUCAAAGUACAAUCGGGUUCUGUGUCUAUCUUGGCUCUAACAUCAUCUCUUGGUCCUCUAAGAAGCAGCCCACAAUUGCUCGGUCUAGUUCAGAGUCUGAAUAUCGUGCAAUGGCUACAACAACAACUGAAAUUACUUUGCUCACUUUUCUUCUUCGAGAAAUCGGCAUUCCUCUAUUAAAACCCCCUGAACUAUUAUGUGAUAAUUUAAGCGCCUUGUAA
Molecule: messenger RNA, 900 nt
Organism: Momordica charantia (bitter melon)
Lineage: Eukaryota; Viridiplantae; Streptophyta; Magnoliopsida; Cucurbitales; Cucurbitaceae
Source: RefSeq, a predicted model, not a curated record